Messenger RNA from Pedinophyceae sp. YPF-701, 1218 nucleotides. The record is from the annotation of a GenBank genome assembly. Lineage: Eukaryota; Viridiplantae; Chlorophyta; Pedinophyceae.
AUGUACAGCGACCCCACGUCCACGCUCCAUGACAGGACGCACAAGGGCCUGCGGCAGGCCGGAAACACCUCCGUCCUCGCCUUCAACUCCAGCCGAGGCAUCCCAGGCUACACAGGGUACACGCCCCGGGUGCACUGCAUCCCGGUGAACCCGAGCGGGUCGAACGUGCACGCGGGGAAGGUGCUUGACUCGACCACGCGCGAGCGCGUCGUGCGCGUGGUCGACUACGGCCCGAAGAGCACCUACAACGAGGAGUACAGGGUCAAGGAGGGUGACGUCAAGCCCUUCACCAAGACCGGGGGCGGCUACUGGAUCCGGACGCACCGCCAGGCGCCCGACCCCGCGCCCCUCUCGUCGACGACCACCUACAGGUCCGAGAUGUUCGAGAAGCCCCGGGACACCGCCCGCCUCACCGGCACCGAGAAACUCCCCCAGGCCUACCAGGAGGUGGACCCUCUCUCGCGGUCGAUCUCCUCGCUGGACCCUGCGCGGGGGAGGGCGAACCGCUACGUGACGACCUACGCGUCGAUGACGGUCAAGAACCCGCUCGUCGGAGGCGCCGCCGCUGCCGGGAGGCCGCGCUCGCGCGCCCCGCCGCCGGAGCCGCGCCCGACGGUGGCCCCGCGGGAGGUCGCGGCGACGUUCAGCGCGCAGUCGAGCUACAAGGAGCACCACGGCGAGUUCAUGGAGGACCCCAUGUCGCGCAUGCCCGCGGGGAAGCAGGACUACACGCUGCGCUCCAGCACGCGCGCCCUCAACGCAGGGACGUCGCGUGGGUCGCGGCACAUCCCGGGGUACGCGGGGCACAUCAGCCAGAACGGCGUGUCCGGCGUGGACCCUCGGCCGGACGGCAAGGCGGGCGUGCUGCUCCACCAGCUGGACCAGUACAGCCGCGACUGGCUGCCCGGGUACGGCGGGCACCGGCCACAGGCGCCCGGCAACCUGCGCCUGGACAUCGUCACGGACCUGGACACCACGCAGGGGCGCGCCAACCGCGACGUCGUGCACGGCCACCACGACAACACCAUCUCGAAGGACCACUGCAUCAGCAGCGCCAAGGGCACGGGCUCGUUCUUCGCGGGGGGGGGUCUGUUUGUGUCGGCAAACGGCACGAGCAACGCGGAGCGGUACUUCCACCUCCUGCGGCCGAUGGACGGCGCACCGCGGCUCUACUAUCCGUCGCGAACGACUGCGGCGGGGUACAAGUUCCCCCGCUAG